Fraxinus pennsylvanica is the source of this 564-nucleotide messenger RNA. The record is from the annotation of a GenBank genome assembly. Lineage: Eukaryota; Viridiplantae; Streptophyta; Magnoliopsida; Lamiales; Oleaceae.
AUGGAGUCUUUUUUCAAUCAAGAAAGCAGCCAUGGGAUCAAGGGUGAUAAAAAAGCACUGGAUUCUCUCUCUUCUUCUUCUUCUUCUUCUUCAUCCAACUCUAUUGAUUCUUCAGAAUCUGAAGAUGUAUUUGAAGAAGUAAAUUCUUCUGGUUCUUCUUCUUCUUCUCCUACGUGUGAAUCUUCAGGAUCCAGUUCCUCUUCUUUCCAGCCCCUGCAAGACAUGUCCUCUUUACUCCAAGAACUUCCUGUCAAGAGAGGUCUAUCGAGGCAUUACAAUGGAAAAUCACAAUCUUUUACAUCAUUAUCCAACGUGAGGGCAUUGGAAGACCUUGCAAAGCCAGAAAAUCCAUACAAUAAGAAGCUCAAGUCAUGCAAAAGCUAUGGAGGGUUAUUUUUGGAAAGUUGCAGAGAAGAAAACCCUCGUAGGAAUAAAAGUUCUUCGAGGCUCAUUUCGAAGAGGACUACUGCAAGAGGGUCUUGUUCUUCACUUUUAAGUGGAAAGAGGACUAAUUACGGGUUUAUUGGAAAUAGGCCUCCCCCUGGGAUUCCCCCCACCCAAUAG